Molecule: messenger RNA, 396 nt
Organism: Malassezia vespertilionis
Lineage: Eukaryota; Fungi; Basidiomycota; Malasseziomycetes; Malasseziales; Malasseziaceae
Gene: RPC19
Product: RNA polymerase subunit AC19
Exons: 5
Coding region: 1-396 (131 amino acids)
Biological process (GO): DNA-templated transcription
Cellular component (GO): RNA polymerase I complex; RNA polymerase III complex
Molecular function (GO): DNA binding; DNA-directed RNA polymerase activity; protein dimerization activity
Source: RefSeq, a predicted model, not a curated record
AUGGCAGCCAUCGACGAAUUGGAUGCUGCUGCGGUGCAAGGGAAAAUUACACUGCUCCCGGGGCAUGAUGUCGAGCUUACUUCUGUCACAUUCUGUAUCCAGGACGAGGAUCAUACCAUGGGAAAUGCAUUGCGGUAUAUGUUGAUGAAAGAUGCACGCGUUGAAUUUUGCGGGUAUACGAUUCCGCAUCCCUCGGAGAGCAAAGUGCACAUUCGUGUCCAGAUGGUCGAAAACACGGUGUCUGCGGUGCAGGCCUUUGCUGAAGCGCUCUCGAAUCUGUAUGGGCUGUUGGAGACUGUCCAGGAAGAAUAUACUGCAAGCCUUACCGAUGGGCAAUUUGAACGCACAGAAACGAAGCCGAUUCCCGUGUCGUUGCGAAAAGAGUUUUCUGGCUAG